AUGGCUCCUGUGCAGUCCAAUACGGUCACCGAUGACAUUGACAAUGUCAAUUUGUCUGGCAAUGAGUCAGACGCCAGCUAUGACAUGGCUGAGGAUGCCAUUCCCACAAAUAAUCCAAAUCACGAAAUAAGCACGCCCAGGACAAUUUCCGAAGCUUUCAAGGUCAACGAGAAGGGCAACAAAAAGACAAGCAAGCAUGACAAACGUUCGCCACAGCCAGCAGGAUCCGCCGAGAAAGCUCCAAAGACGAAGCAAGCUCACUUGACUUCCAGUGAUAGUGAUGUCGUUUCAGUCACCAGUGUCAGGUCUGGCCGUGACUACAAGGAAAUGGAUCGCGACAAUGAAAUUCAAGCAAUCGAGGAGGAAGAGGAGCAUUUCUACGACAUGCUAAAAGACCAGAAGGUCACAGAAUAUCGAGACCGGUUCCUUCAAGAGGUCAAUGCUGUACUUCAAGUCCUGGAUGGCAAUCUCGGCGAAACCCCAGUAGGGUUGGCUGGUGUCCCCCAGCACACAAGAGCAAUUGCAGCCAUGUUUGGCGACGAUGUUUUGAAAUUACGGCAGAUCAUUCGGAAUCUUCAGGUAUCCCAUGGCCAGGUCUCCAGCAAUCUUGCGCUACACCAGUCUACCAUCAAUUCCUACCAAGCUAGGAUCGUGACCGAAGUCCAUUCCCGACGCAAACUCGAGAUGUUACAUCUACAAGCUGUUCGUUCAGCCCAAGACGCAAAUGCACGCCACGAACGUGAGAAGAGUGAAACCACUCGUGCAAUAAGUGCUAUCGAAGCAAUGAAAACUCGUCUGGAGCAAAACAUCGAAGAUUACAAACAUCAACUCGACAUUUUUCGGUCCAAAGCUCAUGAAACGGAAGUCAAAGAAGGCGCAUAUUUACGGGAGAUUGCCACCCUCCAAGCUUGCAAAGCUGGUCUGAAGCGUGACGCUGAAAGACGUCAAUGUCAAAUCGCAGCUUAUGAGGUGUCGCUUCAAGCGGCAGAGAUUGAACAGCGAAGGGAAAGAUUCUCUAAGGAGGAAUUUCAGAAGAGGCUUAAAAAGGAAGAGUCAGAACGCAAAGUUCUCGAGCACCAAUUGAGGCGUGAAGCAGCAGUGCACGAACAGGCGAUCAGGACAGAGCAGAGGGAUAAGGGAGCUCUGGCUGCGGAAAUCGUACAGCUUAACACUACUCACCAAACCCAGACCCAGGACCUCAGCCGUACCAGCAACAGCCGCCUCCAAGCACUUGAAGCUAUAAAGGUAGAACGGCGAGCCAGAGAAAAGGCUGCCAUGGACAAUGAGAGGCUCGAGUGCCGGGUCGUUCGGUUGCUCAACACUGUCGAGGAGGUCAAGUCAGAGUACAGCAAGAUGGCUGCAGCAGAGAGCAAGGCACAUGACGUUACGAGACUGGAGAACGAGAAUCUCAGGAAGGAAAUCGCAACCCUCAAAAAGAAACUCGAGGACACAGAAUCACCAAACACGCCAUCAGAGAAGCACGAAUCAGAUAUCAGGGUAGCACAGCGUGAAAACAACAAGUUACACAACGAGCUGGUGCGGACUAGAACGAGCCUGCAGAUCAUCCGAGCAGAGCUGAGAGAGUACCACAUUGCCUUGAGAGACGCAAUGGACGAACAUGGGACCGAAGUGGAGAAGCACAAGGAAGUCGUGAAGGAGCUAGAAGAGAAACUCACGCACUUCAAAAUGCAAGUAAAUGGACUCCACAAGUUCAUCAAAAGCAUGGUCAUCACCGACGGCAAGCGAGUUGAAACCAUCAAGAUGCUCUACGCUGAACUCACCGAAGCCAACGAUACCUCUGAGAAGCUGAAAGUCUGCCUCAGAAGUCCCAACAGCAGUACAGAACGUCGACUGGUCGCAGCACUGCUGGAUUACAAAAACAUCAGCAAAGCCUCGAUCGAAUCCCAGAUCUCCCAACUUGCGCAACUGUGCAGGAAGUUGCAGCCCUUUGGGGAAGAACUCCUCAAAACAUGUUCAGCUCUCGGUGAGGAGAUGCAUGCUCUCGCAACCUGCAUUGUUCUCCUCCAAGAGCAAAAGGAUUUCGCCGAGACCUUCCGUAAGAACGUACGCAGUACCAUCACGUCCCUCUUCAACGACUUAGGUAACGAUGCCGCGUCGCAGCGAAACGUCGGGCUCACAGAUUAUCUUCGCGAGCUGGAGCUGAGAUGUGAAGACGCUAACAGCAGGGAGGCGCUUGAAGCCCUUAAGAACUUCAUUCUAACCCAGCACCAGAAGCUCGAGGACCUCAACAAUAAAUACCGUGAAGGCUUGAGUACUCUCUUGCAGGCUUCGGAGGACAAAGAAGAGUCCACCACAACCCCACUCCGCAUCCCAGAAACUAGACAAGAGCGCGCUGCCACCGUUGCCCGAAAACUCCUGAAUCACGAAAUCACCAUUCAGAAAUUCACCACCACUCUCUCGAAGCAAUCGCUGACCCAAAUAACUACACUCGGUACCCUCCAAAACUUGCAACAGAUCAACAAAGCACUCACAGCCUCCCACGAUGCCGCCCUCAAAGAAUUGCGUGAGCGCCGUGACCAAAUUGUUGAGUUUGAAGCUUUUCAACAGGAAUGGGAGUUGAAAGAAGCGACGAUAACGGCGCAGUUGAAUCAGUCACAGACGGAGGUGAGGUGUUUGCAAGAUCUGAUCGAGAAUGGCAAGGAGGAAAUCGAACGGCUGAAAAGGCAGAUUCGUAGUCCACGGCCCGGGCUUGAACCAAGUAGCGUGGUGCAUGUGGAGGAUGUGGCCAAUUUUUUUGAUUCUUAUGCUGGAGAUACCGAUGAUGCAGGGUAUGCAGGCGGGGCAGAGGAGGAUGGAGAGGAUACGUAG
This is a messenger RNA of Cadophora gregata, 2829 nucleotides long. RefSeq lists its product as uncharacterized. The record is from RefSeq and is a predicted model, not a curated record. The coding region runs from base 1 to 2829 and encodes 942 amino acids. The transcript has a single exon. NCBI's taxonomy places the organism in Eukaryota, Fungi, Ascomycota, Leotiomycetes, Helotiales, Ploettnerulaceae.